AUGCUUUAUAAUUAUGAUUACUUUUAUCAUUGUCAAUAUAUAAAUUCAUUUUAUGUAUGGGAUGAAAUUGUCAAUAAUACUGAUAAAGACGAUAGCGUAUACAAAGGUCCAUGUGCUAAUAUUAAAAUCAAAGGUCCAUAUGGAAAUAAAUUAUCUGAUGAAAAUAUAUGCAAACAAACUAUGUUAUUUCUCAAAGAAAUACGUAGUAUAGUAGACCUCAAGAGAGAAGUAAUUGGCUGUAAACACAUAUUUUAUUGGUUAUAUCAAAAAAUUCCUAAUGAACUAAAUAAAUAUGAAUUAACAAAAACAGCAUAUAACACAUUUGUUAAUCUAUAUAAAUCAUAUGUAGAAGAUGUAUGCACAAACUAUAAGGAAAUUAAUAUUACUAAUGAUGAAAUCGAUAAAUUAGAUAGUAUAUAUGAGUAUUAUACAUGUCUUAAUAUAAUAAAGAAAGUUAAUACAUGUUCAGAAGAUAUAAGAGCAUGCAUACUAAAAUUUAAUCUAUUAAACGCUAAGUAUAUGGAUAAUUGUGUAUCUAAUAAUAACCAAAAAUUUUGUGAGGAAUUAGUAUUUUUAAGCAAUCAGUUUAAUGAGAAAGUAAAAGCCUUAAAUUGUGCUAACACAGAACAUGUAUUGAUAUUUUCUUAUCAAAAGUCUAAUGCCAAAAAUCGCAUUAUAAUUGCAAUUGUUGUAGUAUUACUAACAUCCUUUCUUCUGGUAAAUCUAUAUAAGUUCACUCCAUAUGGUGUACUCUUGCGUCGUGUUCUAAAGGGUAGAACAAAUGUGUUCAAUAACGAAAAAGAAGAAUGGAAUAUAUUUCAACUACCUGAAAUAAACAACAGUGCAUCAGCGAAUAAUGUAUAUAACAUAACAUAUAAAUCUACCUAA
Plasmodium gonderi is the source of this 888-nucleotide messenger RNA. Its product is annotated as variable surface protein. Bases 1 to 888 code for a protein of 295 amino acids. The transcript has 3 exons. NCBI's taxonomy places the organism in Eukaryota, Apicomplexa, Aconoidasida, Haemosporida, Plasmodiidae. The record is from RefSeq and is a predicted model, not a curated record.